Messenger RNA from Cherax quadricarinatus, 4292 nucleotides. RefSeq names its product uro-adherence factor A. Gene Ontology annotation, cellular component: nucleus; chromosome, centromeric region. Gene Ontology annotation, biological process: meiotic chromosome segregation. The record is from RefSeq and is a predicted model, not a curated record. Lineage: Eukaryota; Metazoa; Arthropoda; Malacostraca; Decapoda; Parastacidae.
GUUGUGUAGAGUGCAGAGGCGGUCGCUGUGCCUCUCUACACAGCCCCACUAUUUUUAACCAUAGGUUUCUCCAUUGAUUCUAGUGUCAAAAUGAGAGCAGGAGCACCUGGGCAAGAAGUGGAAGGUAUGGACGGGAAGGAAGAAAAUGAGGUCAAACCGGUUUCUGCAAUGAGAAAAAUGUUAAAAAAAAAACUUGAGAGAAUAAAAAUGCAGCGAUGCUUACGUCAGUAUAUGGCACCGGCAUCUCCAGGAUUUGACAUGGCUGCAGUAUAUGAACUGAAACUGCAAAAACUGAAGACAAACAAUCAGGCACUUGCCAAAGCCCUUUCUGAGCAAAAAAAGGAGACGCAACACUGGUAUGCAGAAUUAAUAUCACUAAAAGGGGACUUACAGGAGUGUCAGGAGCAACUGCUCAGAGCCACUGAUAAAGACUUUGAGAAGGCAGUCGAGUUCCAGGUGGAGAAAAGGCUUAGGGAACACUGUGAAUCCAUAAAUUCAGCUAUCACUACUACUAUGGAAAAUGUAGUAAUGGUAGUGGAGGGUCUAACCAAAGCCAAGAAAUUAGCUGGAGGAGUCUUAAACAGCUGCCGGAAUCGUUCCUCAGCCAAUUCUUCCAAUUCACUUCCUCGCCCUUCAGGUUCAAGAUUGCCUCUGGGUCCCAGUAGUAAUAAUGUAUCGCCACGGCAGAGUGUAGUUCUUCCAAUGGUCAGUGGCCAUGUACUUCAGCCAGCAAUGGUUGCCAUUCCCAAGUUAAAUAUUAUGUGGAGUAAAAAGAUCCAAGAACGCACCCAAGCUCGUGAAGAACGUGUUGUGGACAUGACUGUGAUUGGAGAGCAAUCAUCAAAUAUUGAAGAAGAAGAAGAAGAAGAAAAUCUGUUUGAAAAUGAGGAAGAUACAUUGGGAAAUGCCAUGGAGGGUGGUGAGUCUUCAUUCAGAGCAAAAGUGAAUGAAGAUUCUGAUUGCUUGAUAGAUCUUACUAAUGAAGAAAAAGAAAGCAGUUCACCUAUUACAUCACAAAGAACGAGGUGUAGGAAAAGAGCCUCUGUCCCUGAAGCAGAUGUAUCAGAAUCACAAGGCAAAACCUCAGAGAGUCCCAGGAAAACUGGUACAGGGAGGAGAGGCAAGAUAAGUAGAGGAACAAGGGGAGCAGUGUGUAGAAUGACCAGACAAAUGCCUACAGCCAGCAGGUUGGACUCGCCCAAGGAGAAUUUUGUGGAAAAUGAAGAAAAAAAAAUUGCAGUGAAAUCGGUAGCAGUGUGUGAUGAGGACCCUCUGGAGGGUUCCAGCUGGUGGUACACUGACCUUACAGCAAACCGCUCUACUGGCAGCUCAAGAGGACGGAGUAGAGGUGGCCGAAGAGGGAGAAUAAAGACUGGUACUGGCUCUUCCUCAUGGCAGUCCAGUCGUGGUGAGCUGGAGUCUUCGACUGAUAGUGAAAAUGAUAAUCUAACAGAAAGUUCAAAGAGCAGUAAAGGUGCUUCUUGUGAAGAUCCAUUUCCUACAGUGACACCAGUGAUAGAAGCUUCAGCUAAUACUUUAGACCAUAGUUAUUUAGCUUCUCCAGCUACCAUGCUGUGUAGGCUGGAGAAAUUAGAGGCUAGAGCUGGCCGUCGAUCAAAAGCACGAUCUCGAGGGUGUUCGCAGAGUGUAGACAGGGCGAAACUAAAUGAAACCAUCCCUGAGAAGCAGAAAAGAACUUUAUUGCCAAGUCAAGAAGUGCAAAGGAACACAGAUGAGAAAAAUGAUGUUGCAAAAAAUGAUUUGUCUUUGAAUCUCCAUUUAGAAGAAAUAGUUGAAAGUGAUCAAGAGCCUGGCAAUAUAUCUCACCACCAAAACACCCUCUCCAUGCCCCCACCACCAAGUCUUCCAUUUCCCAGCCAGCAGGUAGAUUGGAUGAAUGAUAAUAACUUAACAUGUUUGCAUAAUGUGAGCAUGGAUAUCACUGAGCCUAUUUCAAAAAUCCUUGCUCGUGUUGCGGCUGAUGCCUCCAAGGAAGAGCAGAAUGGCAAGGAGGCACAGAUGGAGAAGAGAUUCUUUAAGGCUCAGUCAAGAGAACAAUCUGAAGUCGAGGCAGAAGUAGCAGAAAAAACUCCAUUUGAUGUGUCACUAAUGGAUGCAACUCAUGUCAAUAUUCCUCCAUAUUCUUCACAGAGGACUAUUGAAAAGGAAAAUUUGCCGCCACAGUUUGAAAAUCACAGUCAUACAAAAGAAACUCCUGAAAUAUUUGUGAGUUUACGAAAAGUAUCUAUUGUUCUUGAGGAUGUAUUGAAGAGUCCCAGAGAAGCUGCAGAGAAGUACACACCAACAGUUAGCUUUUCUGAAACAUCAUCAUGCUCUGGAAACUCUGAAAGUGUAUCUAAUGGAAAGAUGAGAAAGAAUCAUCAAAAGUCUACUUCAGAAAGCUCAGUGAAAAAAGCACCUGUAAGAAGAAAGAUGUUAAGGUAUUCCUUAAAAGAUAAGUGCAGAGAGGAAGACAGUGAAGAUAAGGAGGAAGACGAGUUGUGGAGGCCUGGCAUCAAAAAAUACAAAACCUAUAAACAAAGGAGGACAUUCUCGAGAAAGGCACAGACAAAAAAAUCUCUUGCCGGUAGAAAAAGAUCGCCUGUAAUUGAUAGUGAAACUUUUAAAAAAUCACUUGGUAAAAGAAUGAAUGAGAAUGAUUCUGAAUCUACAAGAACAACACCAGAUAUUAGCCUUGACGAAGAUGAAAUAAGUGAAGACCUCAUUAAUAAAGAAAAUCAAGAUAACAGAGGAGCAGGAAGUGUGAUAUUGAGUAAAACCACAGAAUCCCAGUGUAUAACUCCAAACACUUCUUUGACUUCCUGCUAUGUUAAAGUUCAUCGGACGAGUAUUAAAAAUAUCAAAGAACCCAUUGAUAGCCCAGAUGUGUCUCUGCAGCUGAAACUUGAUGAUAGUCAAUUUCCGUUAUCACCAAUAACGCCCUUCAAGUCCAAAAAAAGCAGAGAGAAAAUAACAAACAUUGAAAAUGGGAUAAGGAAGGCCCUGGAUCAGUCACCUAUAUCAGAUGGUUGCCAGAAUGCAAAUACCAAAGUUCAAGAUAGGGAACAGCAAGUAGAAAGUGGUAGCGAUACUCAGGAAGAACAUUUGGCUGGUGAAAAAAAUCGAUAUUCACCAAAGGGCAUGAAAUGCAUUACAAAAGGAAAAAGAGAUGGGCAACAGUUAGAUAAGCAAGAAAACAUGAUGAAAGAGAGAGAUAACAUUCAUGAAUUGGGUCAGCAUGGUGAAGGAGAGCAAAGGUUGGAGGAUCUCUUUGUACAACAGAUAGAACAUCAGAGACAACAAGACAAAACACAGGAGGAGGGUCAGAGUAGAGCAUUGUCUACAGUGGUGGCUGCAGUGAAGAGUUGUGAAGAUCAAAACAAAGAAACACUUGAGCCAACUGUAGAAAAAUAUGAGGAACCUGAAAUUUUAUUUUUAGAAUCUCCCCAGCCUAGAAAAAGAAGAGCAGCAGUAAAAGUUACAUCCUUCAAAGAGCCGAGUAUCAAUCGAAAAAUGCGACGGGGGGCUGGCAGCACAGUUAUCAUUUCUAGCACAAGUUCUUCAAAAAAAUCAGUACGCAAAUCUACUACAAACUAAGUCGAGUUAAGGUUGAUAAUUUAUUGUUUAAACUCUUCCACAUAUACUCUUUAAAUGACUAGGAAUAGACUAAUUUGCCCUUAGAAAUAUUUUAAUAUGUAGUCACAUAGUAAAAAUAUAAGCAUUAUUAUAAAUUAUCGUACUAGCCUUGCCCUGUAUCAAAACUGAUCAGAUAUUCUUAACAGAUGGUUCCAUUGUGUCGCCCACUACUUGUAAUAUUUCUUUCAGUAGAUUAACUCUUACUCCUUGCUAUGUUUUUCUUCCUAUAGAUUAUCACCUACUCUGCUGUAUUUAUUCCAGUAGAUUGGCACCCAUUGCUUGCCAUUUGUUCUGGUAAAUUAUUGUCCAUUACUCAUUGUAUUGCUCCAGUAGAUUAUCACCCACUCCCUCUUGUAUUUAUUUUAGUAAAUUGUCUCCAACUCUGGUUGCAUUUAAAGCUUGAUGGAUGUAGUAAGGUUUUUAAUUAAAAUAUUUUGGUUAAUGAAUAUAUGAUACCUGGAUGUUUGCAUCAAAACUGAUGAAAGAGCAAAGUGGUGUGAUUGGCAAGUCUUCCACCAAAUGUUUAAACAUGGUAUGAUUAUGAAUGCUCUCGAGUAAAGUUUAGAUAGUUUGAAAUGUGAGAAUCUUCAUUCAUAUACACUUGUAUGAUUUUUAACACACAAGUGAAUAAAAUGCUUGCAAUUCACUUUUUUUUU